UUACUUUAAAUCGAUAUCGUGAACACUGCAACUUGUGCGAUAAACUUCCCUGAAAUUAUUCUAGUGCACUAUGGAUAGGAUUAAGCGCAGGAGGAGAAAGGCGAAGAAGCCAAAGAAGCUGCUGCUGUCCACCGUCGAUCCGUGGGAUGUUCAAGUGGCCAGUUUCGAGCCGGAGGGACUAGCUCAACGUCGUGGAGUGUCCCUGUCCUCCAUCGUGACAAGUCCGGACACCCAGCCACCGUCGAGCAGAGUACUUCGUACACCUUCGCCUUGGUACAAACCCGGGACAAAUUCUCCAGCUCCAAACACCGCUGAUACAGAUCAAGGCGCCUUGACCAGCCCCGAGUGGCCUCUUCCUUGGUACAAGCCCCUGAGGUCGUCGACCCUCGACACACCCCGAGGCUCGACGCAAUCUGUACCGCCACUGAAACCUCCUCGGAGCAGAGUGAAUUCGCGGGGAAAAUCGACGGACUCGGUGGACAAUGAAAUCGGUUCAAAAAUUGACGGGAAUUUUACUCCGAGUGGGGUAAAAGUACCCAUCGUACAGUUUCAUCUCGAGGAUGAAAAAAUCCCUCCGGCUAAAGCGAAUGGGAUUCAGUUCGACGGAAGGGAAAAAACCUUCAUACCUCUACCUAAAAUCGUCGUAAGCGAAGACGGUGAUACCGAGGACUCGUCAAAGGUCAAGGAAAAUCGGAUCUCUUCGAACAGUUCGAUCAACCUGACCAACGGUACUUCGGAAACUGAUAGUGCAUAUGGUUCGAAAAAUCCGGAAAAACAUCCUUUGUCGAUCGUUCAAGAGAAGGACAGGACCUCGGUUGAAUCUAUCGUCGAGGAUCUCGUCAAGACCAGGUACAGUCCGCAGACUGCUAGACAAAGGAGACUCCAUAGAUCGUCACCACGAAGCUCGUCAGUCCACGAGAGCGAGGCACAAACUGACAACGGCAGGUCAUCAUCAGGCGUUACUAUCGAUGUUAAAAAACCCCCAAAUAGUCCAAACAUCGUGAGAAUUGGAUCAAGACACGAAAUUUUUGAACCCAGAAGAAACUCGAGGAAAACCAGCAUCUCUAUGCCGGACAGGUUGGACAACAUGGAGGGACUGGAACAGUCCAUGAGACAGCAGGGCACGAGCUCGAAAUUUCGAAGGCACGACAGUGACAGUAGCGUCACAUUUAGUAACAGCGGUUCAACGCCACGAGAGAGUGCCCUGGACUCUGAUACCGACGACGAUGUCAACGACGAGGAACUUGCCAAGGUUCCGUUGCAGGCUUCUUCACGCCGGAAACCACCAUCAAUCGUCCCCAUAUCACCGGGUCAGAAGAUGGCCAAGGAGACGAUUGAAAUGCCGGGUGGCCAGAGCGUCAACUCAACGAUAACGAGUGUUAACAGCAUCAGCAGUCUUCUCAAAGAAAAAUUGCAGCUUUCCAUUCCUCAGGCGCUGCGGAGUAGCAAAAAACAGCAAAACGCUGAUUACAGACUAAGGGCGUUCGUCGGUAUCCUGUUCCUCAGCAUCGUCUUCUUGAUCGGAUUCGCCUACGUUUACUACAACCAACACGUUCUUCAAAGGGCGUACUUUGAGCGAUUUAGUUUCAACAAGAACGACCGGACGAUGCACGUCUACAGUAAAAAGGGUGUCGAGUUGAUAUCCGCCCGAUUAGGCGAAGGGAUACUUCCUGAGACCGGAGUGUUUCCCUGUCUUCCUCACCACGAAAGACCCGGUUCCGUAUGCCUGGAAUGGCUGCAGCAGACUCGACUCUACUUGUCGGAUACCGAUAGUGAGAAGGAGAGCACUCACUGCUACCACAUAACAUGGCAGAGUCUGAGCCCCGGCUACAACCCGAAGGACUGUUUUGACUGGUCCCCAAAACGUGGCCACUGGUACGGUGCUGGCCAGACUCAAAACAUGGCGUACCCGCUGGAAAAGGGCGCCUCGGAUUCGAGUGCCUUCGUGACCGGGGACAUAAAGAAGCACGCCUUCGGGAACGUGCUCAAGCGUUACUUCCUGACCUCGAAGGGUGCCGCGAUCAUCGUGGACCCCGAGUCGCCACUCUACGUCUCAAUAAACGCUAACCGGUCCCAGGACUUCUGCAUCGAGGCAAAGCACGACUCGUUCGCUUAUAUAAACCACCUGACGCCUCUGCCGCAGUUGAACUACACUGUAUGCGCAUCGGACAACAUGAAGACGCUGCUCUCGAUGAUAACGGAAAAGGCCCCACCGAACGGGCCCAAGAAGGAGGACGUAGACGCUGUGAAUUCUCUGAUUUCCGAACCGGUUUGGCAGAUCUCACCGACGGAUGAGGCGGCCAUAUACAACUACACCGAGGACGUUAUCGCCCUUGGUUUCCUCCAGGGUCACGUACUUCUCAGCGAGGAGUGGCAGCCCAAAUCCGGCGACUUCCAUCUCGACACCGAGCGGUUCCCCACGAUGGUGAAGACCAUAAAAAUCAUCCACCGGCGUGGGUUUAGGAUCAUAUUUUCCAUCCAACCAUUCAUAUCCACCGAGUCGGUAAACUUCGCGGACGCUGUUGCUAGUCGACUUUUGAUAUCCGAGCGUGGCAGCGACCCCAGGAUACCGGCUUUGACCAGGUACAAGCAGAGCAACAGCGCCGCCAUACUGGACAUAACGAACAACAGGACUCUACCUUGGCUCGAGGACAAGCUGCAGAGUCUCGUCAAGAAGUACAAGGUCGACUCGUUCUACCUUGACUUGGGGAACGCUUACGACAUGCCGCAUUACUACAAAUGUCAAAAGCCACUGACGAAUCCGGACCACUACAAGACCCUCUUCACUCAGGCGAUACUGAGCUCGGUACCAGUGAUCGGAGUUUCCGGCGCCAUAGAGAGACCAAAAACGCCGGUAUUCGUUUCCCUGCCGCCGUUCCCGUCGUCGUGGAAGGCCAUAAAGACGGUGAUACCGACGGUGCUGAGCUACGGUAUAAUAGGAUACCCUUUCAUAAUGCCCGGCGCUGUGGGUGGCGACGUCGCUCUUCCCAUGUCGGACAACAACCCGAAUAACGACUUCGAGGUCAAUCUACCCGACAAAGAGUUGUACCUGAGAUGGUUGCAGCUCUCGACCUUCUUACCGGUCAUUCGCUUCACCCACUUGCCUAGCAAGUACUCGAACGAGUCCGUCCUCGAGAUGGCCAAGAGUUUGACGACCUUGAGGCAGAAGACGGUGAAACCUCUCCUCACGAAGUACGCCCUCGAGGCACUCGAGUCGGGACUCCCGAUCAUCAGGCCUCUCUGGAUGCUGGAUCCCUCCGAUCCCGCCUGUCACGACGUCGUCGACGAGUUUUCUGUCGGCGAAGAACUCAUAGUUGCUCCAAUUUUGUACUCGGGUAGCAGGCAGAGGGAGGUCUAUCUCCCAGCGGGAGUCUGGAGGGAUGGCAUCGACGGAACACUCAAGAAGGGGUCGAGGUGGAUCCACAACUACAGAGUAGCCGAGGACAAGGUUGCGUACUUCGUCAAAAUGCCUGACAACACCAGAUUUUGAAAUGAUUGUGAUAUAUCCUUGCGGGGUGACAGUGUACCUGCAUUAUAAAUAAAAAAUAUACAAAAUACAGGAAUCAUUCGUAAGUGACGUAUAGUAUAACGAGGAAUGCUUGGCCUGAUGUACAUGUACAUAGGCUGUAAAUUUUCUCUAUAUACUAUUAUACGCUAUUUUGCAAUAUUGAUCACGCUAUACGUGCUUUAUGAUUUUACGGCUAUCUCACACGAUAGUGUAAAAUAUCAUACGUCGUUUCAUUAUGAGCAAUUAAACCGAGGUAUAAAUUAAAAAUAAUUAUCGUUUUAGCUAAACGCAAGGCCGAGGAUUGAUAACAGUACUGAGUUCAGCAUACUGAUAGGUUUUUUUUUUUUUUAAACGAGCCAAAGGGCUUUUCAUAUACAUAUGAUGUGAUAAAGUAAUUGUUUCAGAGAUGAGAAAGAAUAAAAACCAAAAAAGCUUUAAGGAAGGGCGGUAUUAGAUAAUUUCAUGUAAAUUUACAUAACGUAAGUGAUGUGUUAACGUGUACAUAAUAUGAGUAUUGGAUGUCUGUACAAAAUACUAAAGAUAACACAUAUUAUAUAUAAUUUUCUGUGUAUGAAAUAUUUCUAUAUUAAAUAAAGAACACUUUCUAUAUAUAUAUAUAUUUUUAGGAUUUUUAUUCAAUCUUUUGGCGUUUUUUUUUCUUUUUUCGUAUGGUUUUUCCGUUUACUUCUUUUAUUCAUUUUAUAUUGUAAUUAUAUAGCGAUACUUUAGCAUACAUAACCCAUGGAAAUAAUGCCGUUAAAUAUGAAGAUAUUAUUUUGUCGAUAAUAUAACAUUUACUUAUAAUGAUGACCAUAUUAUGC
This is a messenger RNA of Diprion similis, 4329 nucleotides long. Its product is annotated as myogenesis-regulating glycosidase. NCBI's taxonomy places the organism in Eukaryota, Metazoa, Arthropoda, Insecta, Hymenoptera, Diprionidae. The record is from RefSeq and is a predicted model, not a curated record. The transcript has 9 exons. Gene Ontology annotation, biological process: carbohydrate metabolic process. The coding region runs from base 71 to 3490 and encodes 1139 amino acids. Gene Ontology annotation, molecular function: hydrolase activity, hydrolyzing O-glycosyl compounds.